Lodderomyces parapsilosis is the source of this 4356-nucleotide messenger RNA. RefSeq lists its product as uncharacterized. The record is from RefSeq and is a predicted model, not a curated record. Gene Ontology annotation, biological process: transmembrane transport. NCBI's taxonomy places the organism in Eukaryota, Fungi, Ascomycota, Pichiomycetes, Serinales, Debaryomycetaceae. Gene Ontology annotation, molecular function: bilirubin transmembrane transporter activity; ATP binding; ABC-type transporter activity. Gene Ontology annotation, cellular component: membrane. Bases 1 to 4356 code for a protein of 1451 amino acids. The transcript has a single exon.
AUGUCCUGUAGGUUCUCUAUAAGAGAUCCACUCAUUGACGAACUGAGCAGCAACUCGCUAAACCCGUGCUUUGUGGCCACUGUUUCAAUAUCUGCCACCAUCGCGCUUGCUAUUUUUUCAUUGAGUCAAUUGUACCUCCUUUUGUUCCGAAACUAUUACGGGCCAUUCAAAAUCAAGUACAGCUUUGGGCAUCCCUUCAAAUCGGAAAGCGUUGGGAUUUUUCAGCUACUCAAAUUAAACUUGGUAGUGACCCAGCUAGCUUUGUAUGCUGUUUUGGUGUUGAGCUUUUCAGGUCUGGGAUUGCUAUUGAACUCAUUGCUUGCCAAUGUGCUCUUACUUGGAGGAAUGAUUUUGCCAUUGCAAGUUAUUGAGCCAACAAGAAGUGUGGUCCCAUUGUCUGCACCAUCAUUGUAUUGGUUCGUCCAAGUCAUCUUCAUGGUUAUGGUCUCAUUACAAGACAACUUUUCCAGUGUUAAAAUCUUUAACCAUAAUUUGCCACUGCAGACUGCCGAAGUGGGCCUUGCUUUGAAUGCAAUGUUAGUUUUAGUGUUUGAAGUGGGGUUGUUUUCCCCCAGUCUGGAGCUAAAACAAUACUACGAAUUGAAUGAUUGGCGCAUUGAAACAGUGCACAACUUUUGGUCAGAGAUUACAUUCAGAUGGUUGGACCCUACUAUAAAAAGCAUUUAUGAAAACCAGACAAUUGACCCGGAAGGAACGCCUCCCUUGCAUUAUGAUCAGAACUGCCAGUACACAUAUGGAAAAACUCUCGAUAAAUGGAAUAAGGAACGUCGUGGGAAGAAAUCAUUAUUCAGGGUGUACCUUGCCUUGCACUCUUCCAGCUUCCUUUUGAUGCUAUUCAUGGAAUGGAUUGCAAUUGCUUCAAACUUGGGACAAGCUUUUUUGUUGCAACAAUUUAUCGUCUACUUUGGCAAUGAAGACCGGAAAUCUCCAGUUGUGGGAUUCGCCAUUGCAACCGCUAUUUUUCUUUGCUCGGUGGGUAAAUACACUUCAAUGAACCGGUUUGCGUCUAUUCAUUUCCGCAUUAGAUCUCAAGUGUACUCGUCAUUAGGCACUUUUGUUUAUCAAAAAGCCAUCAACCUAUCAGCAGAAGCUAGAAAAAACAAAAACAGUGGAGAAAUUAUCAACAACUUGGCUGUUGAUGUCACCAAGAUUUCGCAGUUGGCAAUGUAUGCAUUUGUGGUGAAUUUACCAUUUAGAAUAAUUGUCGGUAUUUGGGCAUUGUAUAGGUUGCUUGGGGUUUCCGCAUUGUUUGGAUUUGCCACGGCAGUGGUUCUUAUUCCAUUGAGCAGCAAAAUCAGCACAUCAAUUUCAGGGCUUGUCAAGAAGAAUAUGAAAAUCAGAGACGAGCGAUUAAAGUUGACUUCAGAGAUUUUACAGUCAAUUAAAAGCAUCAAACUUUAUGCUUGGGAACAACCAAUGUUGAAACGACUCUUUGGGAUCAGAAACGAUAAAGAAUUGGUGAUGGCAAAACGAAUAGGCCAUUUUAAUGCAUUCUCUAUGUUUUUAUGGAACACCAUCCCGUUUGCAAUAACCAUCGCCUGUUUAAUCUCCUUUGUCAAACUCACCAACAUCUCUCUCAUCCCAUCCAUCAUUUUCCCAGCAUUGUCAUUGUUUGAUUUCUUGACUGAACCCAUCAUGCAACUACCUGAUGCCAUUGUUGCAAUAGUAGAGGCAUCCAAUUGUUUUAAAAGAUUGGACAAGUUUUUUUCCAUGAAGGAGAAUGAAUCGAAGGUGAUUAGAUUGGACAAUCCAGUGUUGCCUAAUGAUGUAACAGUAUCUAUAAAAGACGCGACGUUUUCAUGGGAUAGCGAGAAUAUAGCUUUAUCAAACAUAGACUUCAAUGCCAAAAGUGGCCAACUCACAUGCAUUGUUGGCAAAGUAGGUACCGGCAAAACAGCACUCAUUAAAGCAAUACUAGGAGAAGUACCAAUUUCUAAAGGUUCGGUUUCAGUGAACGGAUCUAUUGCUUAUUGUGCGCAACAACCAUGGAUUCAAAAUGCAACGGUCCGGGAAAAUAUUCUAUUUGGCAAACAGUUUGAUGACCGGUUUUACAACAAAGUUGUAGCUGCAUGCCAGUUGGCCAUUGAUUUGGAGAUCUUGCCCGAAGGUGACGCCACAAUGGUUGGUGAAAAGGGGAUUGCAUUGAGCGGCGGACAGAAAGCGAGAAUCUCAUUAGCUCGAGCUGUAUACUCUAGAGCCGACAUCUACUUAUUAGAUGAUGUACUUUCUGCUGUUGAUGCACAUGUUGGAAAAAGCAUCAUACGAGAUGUGAUCCGAGGGUUACUUUCUGACAAGACCGUCAUCUUGGCAACAAAUGCAAUCAAUGUUUUGCGAUACUCUCAGGGGAUGGUGUUGUUACAAGAUGGCGUGGUUGCAGAAGGAGGAAGUUACAAAAAAGUCAUGGCACAAGGGUUGGAACUAGCUAGACUCAUCAACGAGCACAGCGGUGACGUAGAACACGAAGAGGAUACCCGUAGAAGGUCCAGUGUUGUAUCAACUAAAAGUGUUGAGGAAGGCAAGAGUGCAGACAAACUGGGCCCUUCCCGAGAGACAAGAGCCAAGGGUCAUGUCAAGUUGAGCGUUUACCUCGAAUACUUUAAAGCUUGCAACUUCCCCAUGAUCAUUUUGUAUGUGCUUAUCUACGCUGUAAAUGUAACUUGCAAUAUUGGUGCCAAUUACAUCCUCAAAUACUGGUCAGAAAUUAACCUCAACAAAGGGAGCAAUACGCGCGUCCUGUUUUACCUAGCUGUGUAUGCCGCGACAGGUAUUACAGGUGCCGCGUGUAUGCUUGCUGCUGCUCUGAUCAUGUGGAGCUACUGCGUUAUCCGUGGAUCGAGAUAUUUCCACGACAAAAUGGCAAAAUCUGUUUUGCGCAGCCCGAUGCAAUUUUUUGAAACAACGCCAAUAGGUCGAAUCUUGAACCGGUUUGCUGAUGAUAUGAAUGUUGUUGAUCAGCAGCUUAUUUGGUCGAUCUUGGCGGUUAUUGACUACGGUUUGCUUGCAAUUGGUGUUCUUUCAGUGGUGGUGUUUAAUCUCCCCAUCAUGAUUGUGGUGAUUCUAAUACUCUUGGCGAUUUUCAAUCGAAUCAGGGUGUACUACAUUCCAUCAACACGCGAGCUCAAGAGGUUGGUGAGUACUUGUAGGAGUCCGUUGUUUUCACACUUGCUGGAAUCCGUCAAUGGUGUAGAAACAAUUCGAGCAUUUGGGCAAGACAGAAAAUUUUCCAGACUCAAUGACAAAAUAACCAACAAGUUUAUUAGAGUACAGUAUACAAUGUUGUCGUGCAAUCGGUGGUUGUCAAUGAGGUUGCAAACAAUAUCAGCUGUCAUCCUUUACUCCUCAUCGUUGCUCAUUUUAGCAACAUUGGGCACAUCGCACGAAUUGAGUUCUGGAUUGGUUGGAUUUGUGUUGGUGAAUGCAUUAAGUAUCAGCAAUGCUCUCAGUAUGAUUAUCCGAGGCUGGGCAGACAUUGAAACGAGAUCCGUAUCAUUGGAAAGAGUGAUUGAGUAUUGUGGAUUGACGCCAGAGGCAGCUGAAAUUGUCAAGUAUCGACCACCAAGCAAGUGGCCAAGCAAAGGUGAGAUACAGUUCAAACAUUACUACACAAAAUACAGGCAGGAUCUUGAACCAGUGUUGAAAGACAUCAACCUUAGUAUCAAACUGCGUGAAAAGAUUGGUGUUGUUGGCAGAACUGGUGCUGGAAAGUCAACCUUGACAAUGGCAUUAUUUCGUAUUGUCGAAGCAACUUCUGGUCAUAUUGAGCUUGAUUCAGAAGCUACCGAUAAACUUGGACUCUAUGAUUUGCGCAGCCUGUUGAACAUCAUACCUCAAGACUCAAAUGUUGUUGAAGGAACCGUGCGUGACAACUUAGACCCCUUGAAUAAGCACACUGACGAAGAAUUAUGGGAUGUUUUGAGAUUAGCUCACUUAAAAGAUCAUGUUGAGCAAUUAGUUAGCAAACAUGGUGAUGAAGACAGAGUAGGACUUGCUUCAAUGAUUUUCGAAGGUGGGUCUAACCUAUCAGCGGGACAGCGUCAAUUGCUUUCAUUGGCAAGGGCUUUAUUAAACAAAUCAAACGUUUUGGUCUUGGAUGAGGCAACUGCCUCGAUCGAUGUUGAAACUGAUAGAAUAGUCCAAAACACAAUCAGAACUGAGUUCAAAGACAAGACAAUUUUGACAAUUGCACACCGAUUGGAGGCCAUAUCUGAUAGUGAUAAAGUAUUGGUUCUUGAUAAAGGUGAGGUGAAGGAGUUCGACUCUCCUGUCAAUUUGUUGAAGGAUGGGACAUCCAUGUAUCGUGCGUUGUGCGUGGAAGCUGGAUUAGUAAACAAGUAG